This is a messenger RNA of Bombus pascuorum, 1905 nucleotides long. RefSeq names its product odorant receptor 13a-like. The transcript has 6 exons. Gene Ontology annotation, biological process: detection of chemical stimulus involved in sensory perception of smell; sensory perception of smell. Gene Ontology annotation, cellular component: plasma membrane. The coding region runs from base 398 to 1621 and encodes 407 amino acids. The record is from RefSeq and is a predicted model, not a curated record. Gene Ontology annotation, molecular function: odorant binding; olfactory receptor activity. NCBI's taxonomy places the organism in Eukaryota, Metazoa, Arthropoda, Insecta, Hymenoptera, Apidae.
AACAAAAAAACAAAGCAUUUUCCAUUUUACCACUAAUUUCAUAAAAAGCGAACGACGUCUAGUCCCGCAUUAUAAUACCUCGCCUGCACCUUCAGCCCAGGAAGUAAUGAUCCAUAAUACGCGCCGACCCCCAUAAAUAAUGCAACGGACGUCCAUCGUCAAUCAAAUACACGAUGAACCUGUUAUUUUCUUUUUCGAUCUCCGGUAAAAGAUUGCGAUCGUCCCUGCGUUUCGCGUCAUUCGUAACACUCCCUUGACAAAUAGAUUAAAAGCAAAAACUAAGAAGAGAGAAUAAACAAACAGCAAGAAAUUAAGAACGCGAAGCAACUAUUGUUACAGAGUUUCACAUGAUACGUAAGUGACAGUUUUACACGGUUGACGAUCAAACUGAAGGAACAUGCAAACGGAACAAGAGUUGGACAUAUCGAUGAGAUUGUCGACUUUCUUCUUAAGGCACAUUGGCCUAUGGAUAGCUAAUGAUCCUGCAGAUGAACGCCGGAUGAAAAUUAUAUUCACCUACACAAUGUGGAAUUUGAUAUUCGGCAUGAUCGUCUUGAGCAGAGAUUUGUAUUUUACUUGGUUCUACAAUGGCGAUACGCUUUAUGCUCUUGCCAAUACUAUGAGUUUGAUACUGAGCUCAGUCAAGGUAUGCGUUAUAGUGAUGCACAAAAAGGAAUUUAUGAAUCUCGUCGUGUACAUGAAACAACAUUUUUUCGCUGUUAAAUACGAUCUUCACGAGAAAGAAAUUUUGAAUAAUUGCAAAAAGAUUUGCGCCCUUUUCAUCUCUAGCGUUACCACCAUUGGAAUAUGCGCUAUACUAUCUUAUAUAACCACGCCGUUUAUUGUACAAAUUGGAAACAAUGAAUCUACAAGGGAACUUCCAUUUAAUAUGUGGAUAGGUCUUUUAUCACAAUCUCCUUACUAUGAAUUAAUAUUUUUUGCACAGAUUAUGAGUCUAUCUUAUAUAGGAAUCUGCUACUUUUGCUUCGAUAAUGUUUUCUGCGUCAUGGCCAUACACUUAGGCGGUCAAUUUCGGAUACUUCGAUAUAGAUUUUCAGAACUGUGUAACAUAAAAUAUCAAAUAAGCGAGCAAGAUAAAACGUCGAUACCGACGGACUAUGUAGACAGAACUUACGAGACAUUUAGGAAGUACGUUCAACAACAUCAAGCACUGAUCAAUUAUUACAGUACGCUAGAAAACGUGUACACGGUGAUUAUACUUAUACAGGUGCUGGUAUUUAGCGUGUUAAUUUGCCUGUUCGGUUAUCAAGUGUUAUUGGCUAAUACUAACUCUGCAAGACGUUCCAUUUUCGUCUUCCUCCUAAUCGGCGCGUUGUCCUUAUUGUUUAUGUUCACCUAUAGCUGCGAUGAUGUAAUAGAACACAGCGAUAACGUUGCUAUAGGAGCAUAUUCUGCGCUGUGGACGAUUAUGCCAAUGAACAAACAUGGGAAGAUGCUUCGAAACGAUUUGAUAUUGACAAUAGAGCGCUCCAGGCGAGUCUGUUGUUUGACCGCAAAUGGAUUUUUUCCUGUGUCGCUGGAAACUUAUACUAAGAUUUUGAGUACCGCAAUGUCAUAUUUUACAUUGUUAAGUAACAACGUAACCAAAAAUGAAGCAUAAUUAAUAACAAACGUUUCCAAUUAAUUCAGUGGACACGGAGCGCUUAGAUUGUCUGGAUGAUUGUAGGAAAUCGUACGUAUAGGUUUUUUAAAAAAGAAGACAGAAAUAAAGAUUAUCUUUUCAUGUACAGAAUCUCAGGCGUACAAUUACUAAAUACCUUGUAACGUGACCGUAAAAUUUCAUUCGUUUGCAAAGUAUCCAAAAAUACAAGAAAAAUCAUUUUUCGAUUCAUUUUAUCACAUCACAGACCAAUCUAUUACUAAUGUAACUUCAACUCGCAAAAG